AUGGGCAGAGAACGAUCCAACUCCGACGCCUACUAUGCCGAGGCGGCUGCAGAUGAGAUUUACUCUGGCCCCACCAACGAGCUUAUUCCGUCGUCAUACUCGUCGUUCCACCACGGCCCGGGCGAUGGGUUUGAGCUGAGACGGAGAAGCUCGUCCAUUAGCCGCCAGCACGAUGCAGCUCACUCGCCAAUCGACCACGAGGAGGGGUUUCAUAGGCCAUCACGGCUAUCUAGAACGUCCAGAAGCGACUCAUUUUCCAGCUUCCAGUUUUUCUCCCGCGAAGAGGUCGAGCACGCAGAGGGGUCUAGCACCUGCGCAAUAGACUUUGACGAUGAGCAGGACCUGGGACUUUUGCCCCACCAAUCCCCAAUGAAGCAUCCAAAGCCGCCUUUACAUCCCGAGCCCCAUCAGUAUUUCGAGGACUCAGACGACCAAGAGCCGCUUCUGACCUCCGGCGAGGCUGCCGAGGAGUACGAGUACCCAGCUACGCGAACGGUCCAGAAAUAUUAUAUUGCUGAAGAGGAUAUGCGUAUUUUCUGCGCCGGUUACAAGAAAGUAACUUGGAGACGUUGGUGCUACUAUGCCCUGUGCAUACUGACGUUCGGUCUGGGGUACCUCUUUUUAAGAUGGUUUCCUCGGCAGCGAAUCCGAUGGCUGGCAAAACCAUGUCCUCUUGGUAAUUGUGACUUUAUGGUUGUCGAAAACCAGUGGAACGAGCUCGAGUUUCUUGACGUCACAUCGAAGUGGUACAACGAGCCUUUGUCGACAAUUUUCCGUCCAGACUCGCAAGCAGACGCACACCUCGGGCCCUCGACAGCUGCAGCAUCCACUGCCUCUUUAUGCUCCAGUCGAGUCGAAGAAGACUACGUCGAUCCAGACCCCACGGUUCCUUACAUUCGCACUGUCAUUUACCGCUACGUCCGAUUCCACUACAAUCCUAUACAUGAUCUGUUCAUGACCAACACUGACUGGAUGUCUGGUUCGUGGGCUAGUGAAGAUUCAGCUGCAGAGGGGCUGGACUCGGAGAAAGCUGAGCAGCGUCAGGUAGUCUUUGGCCAGAACCACUUGGACAUCCGCCAACCCAGCACCGCCCAGCUGUUGAUUGACGAGGUCCUGCACCCGUUUUAUAUUUUCCAGGUGUUCAGCAUUGUUCUUUGGCUCUUUGACGAAUACAUCUACUAUGCCACGGCUAUAUUUAUCAUUUCUAUUUUCUCAAUUGUCGAGGCGUUUUUCGAAACCCGCUCUUCCUACCAGCGCCUCACAGAUAUCGCCAAAAGCGAAUGCGAGCUUCGCGUUUUGCGCUCGGGAUUUUGGUCCAACAUGCCCUCUUCAGAACUUGUUCCAGGUGACGUUUUCGAGCUGAGCGACCCCAGUUUGAGUCUCGUGCCUUGCGAUGCUGUGCUACUCUCUGGCGACUGUAUCGUAAAUGAGAGUAUUUUGACAGGUGAGUCGGUCCCAGUAUCUAAAAUUGCUGCAGACAAUGACACUUUGACGAAUAUGAUUGAGAAAGGAAUCCCCCAUGCAGUGAGAAGCUUUCUGUAUUCUGGCACCAAACUAAUUCGUGUGCGAAAGCCGGCAGUGGUUGAUGCUGAAGAAGACCUGUUUGAUGUUGCUCAAGCAAUGGUGGUUCGAACUGGCUUCACCACCACCAAGGGGUCUCUUGUUCGAUCCAUGAUGUUCCCGCGUCCUUCAGGUUUCAAGUUUUACCGGGACUCGUUCCGUUACAUUGGUGUCAUGGCCGUGGUUGCUAUCACAGGAUUUAUUUUCAGUGCCAUCGAGUUUGUUAAAAUGGGUAUGUCGACAUACCUUAUCGUUGUUCGUGCACUGGAUUUAAUCACUAUCGUGGUGCCACCUGCGUUGCCGGCAACUUUGACGAUUGGAACAAACAUUGCCCUUGGACGACUGCGUAAAAAGGAUACGUUCUGCAUAACACCAUCCAGGCUGAAUGUAGGCGGUCGCUUGGACGUUGUCUGUUUUGACAAAACGGGUACAUUGACCGAAGAUGGUCUGGAUGUGUUAGGUGUGCACUUGAUCAAUCGCGAAACCCACCGGUUUGGGCCAUUAAUUUCCAGCUCCAAGCACAUUCCGGAAGAUGACCCCGUUUUGGAUACGAUUACCACUUGUCAUGAGCUACGCAGUGUCAAUGACGAAUUGCUCGGAGACCUGCUAGAUGUCAAAAUGUUUGAGUUCUCAGGCUGGUCAUUCGAAGAAAACGAGCGUCAUGGUUGUCGCAAUGUCAUUUCUCCGCAUGGCAUCCACAUCAAUGUUGUCAAACAGUUUGAAUUCAUCUCUGCUCUGAGACGUAUGAGCGUAGUAGCAUCAGGUCCUUCUGGUCUAUGCGUGUUGACAAAGGGUGCACCAGAAGUUAUGCGGGAUAUUUGUCGGAAAGACACAUUCCCACGCGGGUUUGAUGAUCUGUUGCAUGAAUAUACCCACCGAGGCUACCGUGUUAUUGCCUGUGCUUCGAGAAAGCUGGGCGAUGUCUCUGACUUUAACCGGGACAGCUUGGAGACCGAUCUCGAAUUUGCUGGCUUUAUUGUAUUCGAGAAUAAACUCAAGCCGAGUAGCAAAGGCGUUAUCCAGGAGCUGGAUCGGGCAAACAUCCGGACCAUCAUGUGUACAGGUGACAAUCUUUUGACGGCCAUUAGUGUUGGAAAGGAGUGCUGUAUCGUUCCUUCUGAUUUGAAAGUCUUUGCAGCUCAUUUUGAUGAACAACGUAGCAAUGGAACACUGCGAUGGGAAUGCGUAGACAACUCCUCCCUGCUGUUAGAUCCCGAUACGCUAAAGCCUUUGCAGGCUGCUCACCAGUACACUUUGGCUGUCACUGGUGAAAUCUUCAGUCACAUUAUUCAACACGGAACUGAGGUGCAGCUGGAGCAGAUGCUCAUCAAAACUUCUAUUUAUGCCCGCAUGUCACCGGACGAGAAACACGAGCUCGUGGCAAGACUUCAAAGCAUUGAUUAUACUACGUGUUUCUGCGGCGACGGUGCCAAUGAUUGCGGUGCACUAAAAGAGGCCGAUGUCGGUAUUUCGUUGUCGGAAGCUGAAGCCUCUGUUGCCGCCCCGUUCACGUCUCGCAAGUUUGAAAUUUCUUGUGUGCUGGACGUUAUCAAAGAAGGCCGAGCUGCACUGUCGACUUCGUUUUCAUGCUUCAAAUACAUGUCACUGUAUUCGGCCAUCCAGUUUGUUACCGUGACUAUUCUGUACAGCUAUGGAACAAACAUUGGUGACUUCCAAUUCUUGUACAUUGACUUGUUUUUGAUCGUUCCAGUUGCUGUUUUCAUGGCGUGGUCUGGUCCUGCUCAAACGCUUGCUCGCAAACGCCCUGGCGCCAAGCUGGUUAGCCGCAAGGUUCUUGUGCCCCUGUUAGGCACUAUGGCCAUUCUAGCCUUUUAUCAGGUGCUGAUUUGGAAAUACGGGCAAACCCAAGAUUGGUAUGUUGCUCCUGUUCCUGGAGACAAUGAGAAUUUAAAGAGCACUGACAACACGGUCCUGUUUGAUUUGACAACUUUCCAGUACAUUUUCAGCGGCAUUCUUCUUUGCGAGGGUGCACCAUACCGCCGGCCGGUAUUCACAAACAUCCCGUUCAUUCUCACGUGUGUUGUUACUACAUUGCUUUCAGUUUUCUUUGUCUAUCUGGAUCCCAGCAGCCCGCUUGGCCAGCUCAUGGACCUCAGCCCUACCUCGAGCUGGUUCAAAGUGUUGGUCAUUUUGACGGCUAUUGUCAACUAUUUGAGCUUGAUAGCGGCAGGUAAAUGGGUCUAUCCAUCUGUGUGCCAGCACAUUAAAUGGGCCAAAAAACGUUUCGGCAAAAUUCGAGAGCAAAAACGCUACAAAGAGCUCAUGGAUCCUCGGAGUUAUGCGUAA
This is a messenger RNA of Wickerhamiella sorbophila, 3867 nucleotides long. RefSeq names its product Vacuolar cation-transporting ATPase YPK9. The transcript has a single exon. Bases 1 to 3867 code for a protein of 1288 amino acids. Gene Ontology annotation, molecular function: ATP binding; ATP hydrolysis activity; P-type transmembrane transporter activity. Gene Ontology annotation, biological process: intracellular calcium ion homeostasis. The record is from RefSeq and is a predicted model, not a curated record. NCBI's taxonomy places the organism in Eukaryota, Fungi, Ascomycota, Dipodascomycetes, Dipodascales, Trichomonascaceae. Gene Ontology annotation, cellular component: membrane.